UCUGUAUAGAGGCUCAACUUCACAGCAAGCAUGAGUUACAGGACUGUGGUGAUGUACAUGGAGAUCGGCUGCUUUGUUGUCUGUGUAUCAGGAUGGAUCCUGGUGUGUUCCACAAUGCCCACAGAGAUCUGGACAUGGUCUGAGGUAGACAGCAUAGUGUUGACCACCUCAAACUACUUCUCCAACCUGUGGAAGGAUUGUAUAUCUGAUUCAACUGGAGUAUCUGACUGCAAGGGGAUUCCAUCAAUGCUUGCUCUGAAUUGGGACAUUCACAUGUGCCGAGCUCUCAUCAUCAUCUCUAUUAUCCUGGGUUUCUUUGGAUCAGUUCUGGUUUUAGUGGGAAUGAAGUGCACUAAGGUUGGUGGAACAGAGAUUGUUAAUGCAAGAGUAACCUUUGCUGGCGGCAUGAACUACCUUAUCGGAGGGUUGUGUUCUACGAUUGCUUUCUCAUAUUAUGGAAAUAAAAUUAGAUCAGAAUUUCAAAACCCUAACUACAGAGCUCAAAAAUUUGAAAUAGGCGUUGGUGUUUUCAUCGGCUGGGGAGGCUCCACCUUACUUGUUGUUGGAGGCCUUAUUUACAGUAUCUUUGCAGGGACAGAAGGGUGCCAGUCAAGCUCAAAAAGAUACCCGGACUACCAGUUCCCUGAUGCCUACACGGUUGUUCCGACAAGAAAAAGCAUUGUUUCUUCAGCUCGCACAAUGACUAGUGCGAGCAGAAAAUCAGAGACAUCCAGUGGCAGCAGAGGCAGCAGCAUCUCUGGAAUCACCGCUACUACCAAGACGACAGCUACAAAUGCAUAUGUGUGA
Molecule: messenger RNA, 807 nt
Organism: Anoplopoma fimbria (sablefish)
Lineage: Eukaryota; Metazoa; Chordata; Actinopteri; Perciformes; Anoplopomatidae
Gene: cldn10c
Product: claudin 10c
Exons: 5
Coding region: 31-807 (258 amino acids)
Biological process (GO): bicellular tight junction assembly; cell adhesion
Cellular component (GO): bicellular tight junction; plasma membrane
Molecular function (GO): structural molecule activity
Source: RefSeq, a predicted model, not a curated record